CCACUUCACUAUCCUAUCCAUAUCCAAGUGCUCGAGCUUUCUUGAGUCUCAGUAAUACUCACUCAUCGUUGGCCUGCAACAAUGGCUCGCCACGGGGAUACUCGCUCACCAUCACCUGUAGGCAGCACAUAUUCCUCAUCCAGACGGAGUCGCAGAGACGAUGAUCGCUAUGAGAGGAGCAGGCGCGACGAUGGCAGGAGUUACCGCCGCUCACGCAGUCCGGAGCGACGAUAUCGUGACCGUGAACGCGACCGCGACCGAGACUCCUACCGGAGGCGCGACCGCUCCAUAGACAGACGUGACGACUACCGCGAUGAAGACAGUUAUCGCCCCAGCCGUCGGGAUCGCUCUCGCGAUCGGCGCCGAUCCAGAGACCGCGACGACCAGCGGGAUUACCGCCGAAGAAGCCGCGAUAGGGACUAUCGAAGCAGGCGAGAAGAUUCCCGUGAUCGGGCACGGAGACGGACAGAUGAUUCUGCUGACUUGAAGCACAAGUCUAGACGGGACGACAGCCGGGAUCGGGCCAGACACUCGCGGUCCAGGUCUCGUGAUGCAUCGAAACCGUCGACUCCAGCAACACCCGCCGCCCAAACAGAAGACGAGAAAAGAGCGGAACGGCGCGCGAAACUGGAGGCAUGGAAACAGAAACAGGCCGCCGAGAAGGAGCGCAAACAGCGGGAAGCUGCGGCGGCUGGUGGAGCUAGGAGCAUUCUAGAGGAGAUCGAUAGAAAGUCUGGUCUAUCGCCGGCUGUCGGUUCGCCUCAAUCCCCGGCAACGCCAGCUGUUGAAGCGGCACCCGCUACGUAUGCAGGAAAGUUUGAUCCGAAGGCUAUCGCGAAGAAGGGAACAUCAACAUCUUCGCCCGCACCGGCUGUGCUGGGCAAUGAUGUUGCUGUUCCACUCCCGUCAAAACCCUCCGCCACGACCUCUGGCAGUCCUGCUCCGGCCACGAGCAGCUCUUCAUGUACGUUCCCGCCUCUUAUCUAUGCUUAUCGGUUCACGACUAACCUGAGCGUUCUAGCCACUUUGAAGGCCAAGGGUAAUGUAGGAAGAUUUGGGCUAGGAACCAGGCAGGCUGGGGAGGCCGAGAAGUCCACUGCUACACGAACCUUGGGAUUUGGAGAGGAGGAGUCAACGCGACGGAAGCUCGAGAGGCUACCCACCCCGCCUCUGGAGGAUUCGAAAGAUACCAACGGAACCACAGGUGGCGGGGCUGAAGACGAGGACGAGGAUGAUGUUGACAUGCAUGAGGGGGGCACCGAAGAAGAGAAUGCGGCAGCUGCGCGGGCAGCGGCCGAACGACGAGAGGAGCGUUUGCAAUUGGCUCAAUCCACGGACACCUCGCAGGAAGCUAACGGUGAUACUGUUAUGGAAGACGCAGCUGACAACCAGGCUCCCGACAGCAUGGAAGUUGACGCUCAGGAAGAAGAGGAGGAAGUCGAUCCAUUAGAUGCUUUCAUGUCCGAACUAGCCGAGACUGCUCCCCCGAAGAGAACGGGUGGCGCGAAGUUCUCGCGCGCCAAGGAACAACAGCCCGAGGCCAUUUUCGGUGAUGAGCACGAUGUCGACGUGACGGCUGUUGGCGAAGGAGAUGCCGAUGACUUCCUUGCGAUUGCCAACAAGGCAAAGAAGAAGAAGGACAUCCCCGCGGUUGAUCACCACAAAGUAGAAUACGAGCCGUUCCGGAGAAAGUUCUACACCGAACCCUCUGAUCUGGCGCAGAUGAGUGAGGAGGAAGCCGCAAGCCUCCGGCUGGAACUCGACGGCAUCAAAGUUCGUGGUGUGGAUGUUCCGAAGCCAGUGCAGAAAUGGUCUCAGUGUGGCUUAGGUGUGCAAACUUUGGAUGUGAUUGAAAAGCUUGGGUAUGAGAAGACCACCUCCAUCCAAGCGCAGGCCAUUCCUGCGAUCAUGUCUGGCCGAGAUGUCAUCGGUGUGGCGAAGACGGGUUCGGGCAAAACGAUUGCGUUCUUGAUUCCCAUGUUUCGGCACAUCAGGGAUCAACGGCCGUUGGAGAAUAUGGAAGGCCCUGUCGGUCUAAUCAUGACGCCUACCCGCGAGCUGGCAACACAGAUUCACAAGGACUGCAAGCCAUUCCUCAAAGCCCUCAACCUUCGGGCUGUCUGUGCGUAUGGUGGAGCUCCCAUCAAGGACCAGAUUGCGGACCUCAAGCGUGGCGCUGAAAUAAUCGUCUGCACGCCCGGACGCAUGAUCGACCUUCUCGCAGCUAACGCUGGCCGAGUCACGAAUUUGCGUAGGGUCACAUACGUCGUUCUCGACGAGGCCGACCGUAUGUUCGACAUGGGAUUCGAACCGCAAGUGAUGAAGAUCAUGGCCAACAUUCGACCUGAUCGGCAAACUGUUCUGUUCUCCGCCACCUUCCCGCGGAACAUGGAAGCGCUGGCUCGCAAGACUCUCACCAAACCGAUCGAGAUUGUGGUCGGCGGUAAGAGUGUUGUCGCACCCGAGAUCACGCAGAUUGUCGAGGUGCGCAACGACGACCAGAAGUUCGUACGCCUGCUGGAAUUGCUUGGCAAUCUGUACUCGAACGAAGAGAAUGAGGAUGCGCGGGCUCUCAUCUUCGUCGAUCGCCAAGAGGCCGCCGAUACGCUCCUCCGCGAGCUCAUGCGUAAGGGCUACCCAUGCAUGUCUAUCCAUGGCGGCAAGGACCAGAUUGAUCGUGACUCAACGAUCGAAGAUUUCAAGGCUGGUAUCUUCCCGGUUCUGAUUGCUACCUCGGUUGCGGCGCGCGGACUCGAUGUCAAGCAGCUUAAGCUUGUGGUCAACUAUGAUGCGCCCAACCAUCUCGAAGAUUAUGUUCACCGUGCUGGACGUACUGGACGGGCCGGAAACACGGGAACGGCUGUCACCUUCUUGACGGAGGACCAGGAACGGUACUCGGUCGACAUUGCGAAAGCGCUCAAGCAGAGUGGCCAGAAGAUCCCGGAACCGGUGCAAAAGAUGGUCGACUCAUUCUUGGAGAAAGUCAAAGCAGGCAAAGAGAAGGCUAGCGCAUCCGGUUUUGGUGGUAAGGGUCUGGAACGACUGGAUCAGGAGCGUGAUGCUGCGCGUCUGCGUGAACGGCGCACGUACAAGACCGGCGAAGAAGGGGAGGAAGAAGAGGAGAAGGACGAGAAGAAGAACGAACAAGCCGAAGACCGGUUCAGCAAGGCCAUCUCGUCCGUCCAGGCCACGGCGUCAGCGUCGACCAGUAUGCCCGGGGUUCCCAAGGGCAUUGAUCUGGAUGGCAAGAUCACGGUGCACAAGACCGAGAAGGAUCCCAACAGCACGUCGAAGAACCCACUGGACAAGGUGGGCUCGGCUGUUGCGGAUAUCCACGCGCGUCUGAGCCGUGCGGGCGUGAUGAGAUCCGGAGUGCCCAUCGACAACCGUGGGCCGGAUGCAGGCGCUUUCCAUGCCACCUUGGAAAUCAACGACUUUCCCCAGAAAGCUCGCUGGGCUGUCACCAACCGCACGAACGUGGCGAAGAUCCUCGAAUCCACGGGCACGUCGAUCACCACGAAGGGCAGCUUCUACGCGACGGGCAAAGAGCCUGGUCCUGGCGAGAACCCCAAGCUGUACAUCCUGGUGGAGGGCGAGACCGAGCUGGCGGUCACGAACGCCAUGCGCGAGUUGAUGCGGUUGCUGAAGGAGGGCACGAUCGCGGCGGCGGACAGCGACGCCCGGGCGCCGGUGGGUGGACGGUACAAUGUCGUUUAGUGGCGAGAGGUUUCGGGAGUUUGUAUUAUAGAUACGGUGACCAUGCUUCUGGUCUGCAUUGUAGUAAAAGUAGCCUGCUAGGGUAUUCACCAUUGCGCCAUUCGUAUACGGAAUCCCAUAUAUCACCCACACAUAUCAAGAGACAAAUCCAAAUCCAAACCAACACAAGAAAGUACUAAGCGUAU
This is a messenger RNA of Aspergillus aculeatus ATCC 16872, 3902 nucleotides long. RefSeq names its product DEAD/DEAH box RNA helicase. Gene Ontology annotation, cellular component: nucleus. Lineage: Eukaryota; Fungi; Ascomycota; Eurotiomycetes; Eurotiales; Aspergillaceae. Gene Ontology annotation, biological process: mRNA splicing, via spliceosome. The transcript has 4 exons. The record is from RefSeq and is a predicted model, not a curated record. Gene Ontology annotation, molecular function: RNA helicase activity; nucleic acid binding; ATP binding. Bases 82 to 3717 code for a protein of 1211 amino acids.